Messenger RNA from Glarea lozoyensis ATCC 20868, 600 nucleotides. RefSeq lists its product as uncharacterized. The coding region runs from base 1 to 600 and encodes 199 amino acids. Gene Ontology annotation, cellular component: mitochondrial outer membrane. The record is from RefSeq and is a predicted model, not a curated record. NCBI's taxonomy places the organism in Eukaryota, Fungi, Ascomycota, Leotiomycetes, Helotiales, Helotiaceae. The transcript is spliced from 2 exons.
AUGACCACCUUCAUCCCCUCCAUCACGAUUCCUGCGGCGAUCUUCGCCAAUCCAGCAACCUCUGUGUUGUUGCCAAUUGCACUGGGCACUGCAGUCGGAUACUCUUGCAGACCCAAAGAAACCCAAAAAACCUACCUCGCACUCAAACAACCUCCCUUCCGCCCACCCCCAGAGGUCUUCGGUCCAGCAUGGACCCUCCUCUACGGCCUAAUGGGCUACUCCGCCUAUCGCGCCUACACCGUAGGAAUGAACCCAUUCUCCUCCGCCGAAAAGCACGUCCUGACCAAACACGGAGCGACUCUCUACUCCAUCCAACUCGGUCUCAACCUUAUCUGGAUGCCACUUUUCUUUGUCGCCAAACGCCCGAUUGAAGCCACCGUCGACAUCAUCGCGCUCACCGGUGUCACUGGAUACUUGACUUAUCUCUGGGGCCAGGUUGAUACUGUGGCUGGGCUGGCACUUGCGCCGUAUUUGGGAUGGUUGGGCUUUGCUACUUAUCUUACUGUUGGUGUGGGAUAUUUGAAUAAUUGGGAUUUGAAGGAUAAGGAGGUUCCGAAAGCUCCUGCGGCGGAUACUAAGUAUGUCAAUGAAAAGAAGUAA